UCUCUUCGAGUCUGCCCUUCAUUCUCUCACAACGCCGCCUGCCGUCGCCGCCGCCGCCGCCGGAGCCGGAUCACGGAGAGCUGAUAUCCAAUGGAGCAAAGCCCUACAAAGCUCUCCUACUUUGAUGAUAUGCGGGCACUUACCUCCAGUGCUACCAUCCUCUCAAUCUCGCAGGAGGAUAGUGGACGCCGUGCUGUGAUCCUUGACUCCACCAUUUUCUAUCCGCAAGGAGGCGGGCAGCCCUCGGACACUGGAUUCAUCUCUAAUUCCACCUCAGAUUUCAAGUUUAUUGUGCAAGAUGUUAGAUUGAAGGAUGGAGUGGUUUGGCACUAUGGAAUUUUAGAAUGCCUUGAAGAUGCAUGUGAAUCCAAAUUUGAGGGGCAAGAAGUUAGCUUGCAUGUUGAUGCAGAGAGGCGAGAUUUCAAUUCUAGACUACAUUCAGCAGGACAUUUGUUGGAUGUUUGCAUGCGCAAGGUAGGAUCGUCUCAUCUGGAACCAGGGAAAGGCUACCAUUUUCCUGAUGGGCCAUUUGUUGAGUAUAAAGGUGUAAUCCCUAAGGAUCAAAUCCAGAUCAAACAAAAGGAAUUGGAGGCAGAAGCUAAUGCAUUGAUAUCAAGUGGUGGGAAGGUUUUGGUUUCUAUUUUACCGUAUGACGAAGCUGCUAAAUGGUGUGGUGGUGAUCUUCCUAGUUAUAUUGCUGAGGGCAGUACCCCACGGAUUGUGAAGCUCGGCGACAACCUUGGAGGCCCUUGCGGCGGGACUCAUGUGACUGACAUUGCUGAUAUUGGAAGCUUAAAGGUUUCGCAGAUUCGAACAAAGAAAGGCUUCACAAAAGUGUUCUACAAUAUCAACCCUUAAAGACUCAUUUAUAAUCAUAUUACCAUUUGAAAUGAAGAGUGUUAAUCCAAAUGUAUUCUUGCUUAUAAACUUGUAAUUAAUUUUGUAUUUUCCCACAAAACUUUAAUAGGUAUUGUUGUAGUUUGAACAAUUUGAACCGAAAUAGCCACAUUUAAUAUUAAUAUGUUAUAUAAAAUUAUUAUUAAUUAAA
Dioscorea cayenensis subsp. rotundata (Guinea yam) is the source of this 1048-nucleotide messenger RNA. Its product is annotated as alanine--tRNA ligase. Gene Ontology annotation, biological process: regulation of translational fidelity; alanyl-tRNA aminoacylation. Gene Ontology annotation, molecular function: Ser-tRNA(Ala) deacylase activity; alanine-tRNA ligase activity; ATP binding. The coding region runs from base 91 to 858 and encodes 255 amino acids. The record is from RefSeq and is a predicted model, not a curated record. Lineage: Eukaryota; Viridiplantae; Streptophyta; Magnoliopsida; Dioscoreales; Dioscoreaceae. The transcript has 8 exons.